GUUACUUGAUUCUUUAUACAUAUAAUACGCCUCGUAGAAUACGCGGCUAGAGGUAAUAAGAAAUGAGGAAAUUGGAUCUAGUCACAGCUCUUGCGGUUAUAUUUGGAGCUGCCUUCAAUGGAGCACUUGCUACUCCAGCCCCUAUCCUUCAGCAGAAUAAAAAUUUACCUACUUCUAACCACCCAAGUACGGCGCCAUCUUACUCCAGUGGCCAACUUCAACAAUUGCCAAAUUUUAGGGAGAUUAGAGGAUCCGACACGGAGGCCGAAGUAAAAGGUGAUUAUGGGCCUGAAGCAAUAUCCUCCGAGGGGUUGGUACAGAUUCCUGGUGCACCAGUGACUGCUGGUCAGUUAGUCGCUCUUCCCGGGCUAGAAGAGUCGAGUGCUACCAGUGAGACCGCUACGAGUAGUACGACUGUUGAGUCCUCGGCAGCCGGAACUUCUUAUAGUACCACACUUGGGAUAACGACGGAUGCCGGGGCAGAUAUAUCCUCAAGUGCAGCGGUACUCGAGACGUCAAAGAUCACCGCAGCUUCAUCUUCAUCAAGCUCUUCAGUGUUAGUGGGAAGCUUCCAGAGCUUUCGAGUUGUGCCUACCGCAACAACUACUACUUCUUCCAUAAUUAUCAACGCCGGGGCCCUAGAAACCUCGAGCGCGCCAGUGGUGGCUUUUAACUCUGCUUCUAUUCAAAGUUUUCGCAUUAUUAGUGCCGGUACGGCGACGGCAAUUAGAUCACCAGUCUUCGCGAAUGUAUCUACUUCAGCAUUCGUAGCUAGUACCCAUGGAGCCAUUUCCACUUCGAGAUUCGGGGGUUUCUCUAACACCACUGCCACUGCGGUCGCUACAGGAGCAGUAGCCAUAAAUACAGACCUUCCUCCAGGAUCUGUACCAACCGAGCUCGUCGCACUACCUGCUAGUGGUGCAGUAACAUCUGGAAGUCUUCAGUAUUUGCUGGGAUCUGAAGGCACCGAAACCGCCGGGGUCCAGCAGUCGCUUUCCGAAGCGACGAGCGAGUUGCGAGACCUCCCUAGUGUGCAAACCACGCUGGGCUCACUGGCGCCGAUAUCCUCUGGGUUUGCGAACCCCACAGCGGCAACUAGUAGCAUAUCUACAAAUAACACCUUACCGUCGUUUAGUCUAAGUGCCGCGGCCGUACCAAAGGCGGGUGCGAUAACUGCGAUGUUGGUUGUGGGAGUUACGGACAUAUUAGCUGUGCUUUUUAUGUAA
Molecule: messenger RNA, 1226 nt
Organism: Daldinia vernicosa
Lineage: Eukaryota; Fungi; Ascomycota; Sordariomycetes; Xylariales; Hypoxylaceae
Exons: 2
Coding region: 63-1226 (387 amino acids)
Source: RefSeq, a predicted model, not a curated record